This is a messenger RNA of Sceloporus undulatus (fence lizard), 729 nucleotides long. RefSeq names its product lysozyme C-like. NCBI's taxonomy places the organism in Eukaryota, Metazoa, Chordata, Lepidosauria, Squamata, Phrynosomatidae. Gene Ontology annotation, molecular function: lysozyme activity. The record is from RefSeq and is a predicted model, not a curated record. The transcript has 4 exons. The coding region runs from base 30 to 479 and encodes 149 amino acids.
UGCUCACCCAUCUGACAAGUUUUGCCAAGAUGAAGAUGUAUCUGUCCUUGAGUAUCUGCUUUCUUGCAGCUCUGGCUAUGCCCAGUGCAGAAGGCAAGAAAAUAGAACGAUGCAAACUGGCUCGGGAACUGAAGAGGCAUGGCUUUAAUGGCUUCUUGCGAAGUACAGUGGCUGACUGGGUCUGUCUGGUAGCACAUGAGAGCAAUUACAACACUUCGGCAAUCAAAGAUAAGGGCCAUAGCCAUAACUAUGGGCUCUUCCAGAUCAACAGCAAAGAAUGGUGUGACGACGGAAAGACCAGCGGUGCCCAGAACGCCUGCCACAUUAAAUGCAGCAAAUUUUUGAAUGAUGACAUUGAAGAUGACUCCAAAUGUGUCAAGAAGAUAGCACUGAAGGCCCAUGGACUGAGUGCCUGGCCUGGCUGGAAGGAACACUGCAAAGGGAAAGAUCUUUCUAAAUAUGUCAAGGGCUGCUUCUAGUCCAGAGACUCUGGACACAACACAGGAUUGCUGAGGGGAGAGUUUGCAGCUGAAAUUUUGGGUGGCUGUGGUGGUUGUAUUAACAGCAUGUAUUCAAGUAGGACUCCUUGGUUUUUGUGUACUUACCAAGUGUGUAAGAUGAUCUUAUCUAGACAUGAUCCAAGCAUGUAAAAUGAUCUGAUCCCCUCAAAAAAUUUCAUAGUGGGAUAUGUACAACUGUUGGGAACUAAUAAAAAGAAUGUAUAACAGA